AGGAAAGUCAGUAAAGACGACAUUGUGAUUCUUGAUUCCUUGAAUUAUAUUAAAGGCUACAGAUAUGAGCUGUUCUGUCUUAUCAAGCAUACACAAACACCCCAUUGCUUGGUGUACUGUUUGACGUCAACUGACGUGAGCUCAGAAUGGAAUAAAGGCAGAGAGGCUGAUUCUCAGUACACAGGAAAUAUUCUUGAUGCGCUAGUACUGCGUUUUGAAGCCCCUGAUUCAAGGAAUAGAUGGGAUAGUCCACUCUUUACUAUUCAGCAAGAAGACUCGCUUCCAUUUGAAGCCAUCUGCGAUGCACUUUUCAAAAGAAAAGCACCACCACCUAAUCAGUCCACGCAGAGCCAACCGCUCUCAUCCACAAACUUUCUGUAUGAGUUGGACAAAGUUACUCAAGAUGUCCUAAUGGCUGUUCUUGAGUCACAGAAGACCAGCUUCCCUGGAGAUCUCGUUUCCAUUCCUGGAGCCACGGAAAAGAUUGAACUCACAAGAAGUCUUAACAUGGUGGAGUUGAGGAAACUCAGACGUCAGUUCAUCAGUUACACCAAGAUGCAUCCGACAGAGAACAUUGGACAGAUUGCCAAUAUGUUUGUGCAGUAUCUUAAUAAGAGCAUGCACUAACAGGUGUUUUUUCUUUUCUUUUUUGUAAUU
This is a messenger RNA of Sinocyclocheilus anshuiensis, 657 nucleotides long. Its product is annotated as protein KTI12 homolog. NCBI's taxonomy places the organism in Eukaryota, Metazoa, Chordata, Actinopteri, Cypriniformes, Cyprinidae. The transcript has 8 exons. The annotation marks the transcript as partial. The record is from RefSeq and is a predicted model, not a curated record.